UAUAGAAAGAAUAAGCUUCGUAUAUAAGAUUAUGUUAUAAAAUAACUGCGAACCAACAACAAAUCCAAAGCUUUCGAGCAAAUUUAUUACAGAUUUUGUUAUGUUUUUUAUUAAUAAAUCUCAAUAAACUUACCCAUUUUGAAAACCUUGCGUUAAACUCAUCGAGUGUCUUCUUUGAAAUAAAUUGUCUUAUUUUUUUUUAAAUUUCAAUAAUUUUCACAUCUCUUCAUACAGAAGGAAUUGUUACAACAGAUAUUUGCUGAGAUGGUGUAAUUUUAUUCUAGUUUUCAGAUAAUACUCACAAUAAUUUAUGACUCUGCUAAAACUUGUUGUUGAUGAAAAACCUUAUCUUUGUGAGUCAAACUCGAAACAAUCAGUUCCCAUUUUUGGUUCAUAUUCUGACAGUAUUACAUUGGCUCCAUCAUAUUUGAUCUAUCUGUUUUACAUACAAUAAGGGCCUUUCUACCUAAAAAACAAGCUUCAACUACCUCAGCUGGUUCCUUGUGAGACUGAACCAAUAUCUACAAACGCCAUAAGAGCCCCUGACAAAUGGCAAGUUCUCAUCCAUCUUUCUAUGCUACUGAGUCGUUACCCAAGUGUCGCAGAUGCGGCCAAGACUUCCCAGGUGAUAUUGCGAAGGAGCUUCCCUGUGGUCACGGUAUCUGCGUGCCAUGCAGCAAAGCUCUAACACAGGCAAAGGAGAAAUGUCCAGUGCUGGAAUGCUGCAGCCAUAACGCCAAAAUCAUUCAUAAUAUCAGGGUGGGAGAUUUGCCUACGAGACCAGUUGCGGCUUUAAACAAGAAUUCAGUUGUAACUUCAGCACCAGAAUACGUGCAUCUGCCAUUGCAACUAGAAAGACGUCCUUCUGUUGCCUCUGAGGCUUCAUAUGCAACCAUGGUCUCCUCAACGUCUUCAAUUUACUCCCAUUCCCAUUCCGAAUUCCACUCGGUGACAUAUUGCUUCAAACAUUCCAGUUUUACUCUGCGAUACUACUGCGAAACGUGCAAACAAGCUCUCUGCGAAGACUGCUGGGCAGAAGAUCAUCGUGACAAAACAAAACAUUUGGUUGUGUUAAUGAAAGUGUUUUUGGAACCCCAAAUAGAAGUGCAAACAAGAUUAGCGGAGUACAAAGCUGAAUGUCAGAGCAUGGCCAAACUUUGUGAAGGUGGCUGCACUUCAAUUUUAACACAGGCUUCUACCGCCGAGAAAAAGCAGUCUAAUGUUAUGAAAUCCAAAUCAGCUAAUGAACUCGAAACAAAAUCAAAAGAAUUGCGGGAGCUUUUGCGCGUUCAUUUGAAUGAUAUGAAAGAAUUUAAGUCCAAGAUUUUGAUGAAAUUUGAUGACCUCGAGGCGAAGUUGAGAGCCAUUUUGAAUGACAGUGUCGAAAGCGAGGGCGGAAGGAUCUCCGAGGGUAGCAGCUCUUCCACAAUUGGAGAUGACGCCCAUAGUUCGAGUGAAACGGAAGAUUUAAUUGGUGGAUUGGAGAGACUUGUUGUAUCGAGAGGAGCGGUUGAAGGAGAAAGUGGCAGAGAAGAUGUUCCCUCUGUUGGUGGGGAGAGAGAAGUUGUUGUGAGGAAAAAAAGGACUUUGGUGGGAGUGGAAGAGAAGGCAGUGGGAAAGUUUUAUUUUCCGUUUCCGCUGGGACAAGCAGUGUAUAACACAGAGACGAAAAAUGUGAUUAAUUUAGGCUUUGAUUGGAAUUCAGAUACUUUUGUAAUCAGAGUGUAUAUAUCAAAUGAAUCAAGUGGGCUGUUUGAACUAAAAAGAACUAUGACCUGGACUGCACUAAGAGGAGAAGAAGAUCAAUUAUUGUCGAUUGCAAUGGACAGUAACAAAGUACUGUACGGGUGGAUAGUGCGGGAGAGUGACAGAGUGAAUCGAGUGGAGAUAUUGGACCAGAAUACAUUUGAGAAGAAAGGACAACUAGACACAGAUGGAAUUGAAAACGGAAGAGAAAUUGGUUGGGCGGUAACUGCUUUGGGUCAGACUGUGGUUGUAGCUGUAUUUGAUCGUAGCAAUUCAGACAGGAAAUGGACAAGCGUGACUGUGUUUAAUAACCAGCAAAGACAGCACACUGUAUCGCUUGAUAUUGCAGUUGUCGGUGAUGUGUAUUACGCUAGUUCUAUCUUGGCAAACGAAAUUUCUCUGCUGCUCUCUUGUGGCAUCAAAACCAACAGAGUAGCAGUGGUCUCGCUCCAACCACUAUCAUCAGAUUCAACAGGUGGCUCAAAAUCACAAACAAAAGCAAAACCAUCAUCACCAAAAAAUUCCCUAGCAGAUAAAACCAAAGCAAGAACGUCAACAACUACAACAUUAAAGCCACAGUCUGUGAUCUAUAUAAUCUUGUCCGAAGUAAUGGCGGCUUAUACUUUCGUUUGGAUGCCAUCAGACAGAAUCCAUUCACCAGCAUACUUGUUAGCUGGACACUUGUGGGUGACAGAGAGACACACUUAUACAUCCCGUGUGUAUGAACUGGAUAUUAAGAACAAUCUGUCCCAGUCAGAAACAAAAAAUGAAAUUACACUUCACUCAAUGUCUAAUAUUGCACCCUUAGAAAACACAGUACUUUUAUGCCGUAUCGAUGGCGAAACACUUUUUGCAAUGAAUAUAUGCAAAAAUGUUUCUCUGCUUCACUUAAACUACCAAACAGCUCCAUAGUUUGACGUAAUUUGCUCAUUUGACAAUGAUUUUGACGCCAUUUUUCGUGUUCUUUUCAUUGAACCAAUUUUAGUUAUGCGAUUACUUGAGACAACAAUUUUUUGCUUUGAGACGUAUUUAUACCAAAACUAGAUUAUAUUAGUUUAUAUUAUACUAAAACAGUACUUUUGCCUUCCGCUCGUUGUUACUUCUGUUGAAUUUACACUUAUCAUUGGCUCUAUCUCAGUUGAAAACAAAUCGCUUCGGAUGGGAUUUUACAUUAUUGGUGUAUCAGAUAAAAACAUCACCAGGCUCACCUCUUUGAAAGGUCAAGAGAUCUUUAUGAUUCCACCGAUUAACCCUAAAUAUGCAUAUGUCCCUCGCUCGAAAAAGCAAGUAUCGAAGACGAGUCCGACAACUUUUGUGAAAAGUUUAAAAAAGCAACGACACAAAUAAUGUAUACGUCCUUUCCGCAAGAUUGACCUCUCAUUUUUUGUAAAUCUAAUAAAGACUCGAAGCCAAACGAAAUCAGACCGAGAGUCACUGCUUGUUGGUGCACUUCUACUUAGUGAUGCGAUAUCUCCUUUAAAAACUUCUCAAAAAAUUGAAUAUUCUUUACGCUAAACUUUACCGGUUUCUUAUUUUCCUAUUUUUAUUAUUUGACUCGAUUCGUAAUUUUCAUCUACCAAAAACUAUUCGAGUUAAAUGUUCAUUUACAGAGCUGCAGCUUGGUUCAGAGAAUGGCAAAUUUCUUCCAAAUUGAGUGAUUUCUGAUGAACUUUUACCAAUGGCAAAAUAGUCGUUUUCAGUUGGUCGAAUCCGUUAGAAAAAACUGUCACAUAUAUCACUUUAUAUCUUUUCACACUUCUUUUUAUUGUUUUACCUAAGAUGAUUGCAUUGUGUACCCGGACAAGAUUUUACCUGUUCCAAGGAAAACUGAGAACUGAGAUCCCAAAUUUAGAUUUGAAGAGUAUUUCAGAGAACUCUCCAUAUAAUGAUACGCUUACUGGUGUAUUGAAUUCUGUGUAAUUAGAAAAAUGACUUUAUCUAAGCCCUGUUCUAAACUCAAUUUUUUGUGGAACUAAUAUUUCCAGAAUCAAGACUCGAAUGAUCGAUAUGCAGUCUCUCGUUGCGGCGACAAAUAACAUGCUGCUGCAAACUUACAGGCUGUUCAGCCCCUUACGCCAAAUUCUUUUGCCUGUAUUUUCUCUUGAUCUUAUUUUCGAACCGCAUUUAUACUUAUUGCCAGUUUCAGAUGAUUUAUUUCAAGACCAGUGGUAUUUUCAAAAUCAAAUGAUGCUUUCGACGAAGAUAUUUCGAUUUACCGACAAAAAUGAAACUACCAGAACCAUUGUCGCAGAAUAGUUCUAUAAUAAUUUGGAAUAUAUGGCUGAUAAACUGAUAUGCAAACUGAACAAACUAUAUCUCCAGACCACCGGAGUUCCCGAUUUCGACUCUAGAAUCAACAAAAUUAUGAAUUAAGAAUUGCGUAGAUAAUGUUGAACCAAUUCGUGUGCUGAAAAUAAGCUUUGUUUAAAAUUGAUUUUUGUACCCAGAAUUGAGGUUUUGCGAUUAGA
Molecule: messenger RNA, 4214 nt
Organism: Symsagittifera roscoffensis
Lineage: Eukaryota; Metazoa; Xenacoelomorpha; Acoela; Convolutidae
Product: tripartite motif-containing protein 3-like
Exons: 4
Coding region: 550-2658 (702 amino acids)
Biological process (GO): protein ubiquitination
Cellular component (GO): cytoplasm
Molecular function (GO): ubiquitin protein ligase activity; zinc ion binding
Source: RefSeq, a predicted model, not a curated record